AUGGACUCCAACAUACCAGAACCUUGGGGAAAUGGGCCAGUUGUUACAUGUGGAAAGGAUUUUGUCGGAGGAUGGGAGUAUCUACUCCUAGCUCUAAAGACAAAUGACGAUUACAAUGGCGACGAGGAGCAGCUUUUAUCAAACGCCCGCUCAUUAUAUACCGGCGUGAUUGAGGAUCUUGUAAGAGUACCGAAGAGUCUUCCUGUUAAAAGUAAUGAAGUACCAUUUUUGCCAAAUGCUCUUCAUUGUGCAGACCAGCAGAAUAAAGGCCUUUGCGUUCGUUGUCUUGGCUUGAAAUUAGACAUGGUCCACCAACCAAAGAGCAGCAUCAGGGAAACACUUGCCUCUACUAGCACCGAACUGGGAACAUUAUCGGACCUGAUAAGCUCGUCCUCUCGUUGUCAGCUUUGUCUUCUUUUCCUGGAGUCCAUUACCGAAUAUAACAAUUCACAAGUACUGCCGACCAGGAUCAAUGGUGCAGAGGUAUUGGUGCAAGCCAACCGCGUACUAUUUUGUCAACUCGAAGACACUUUUGAGAUGGGGGUUCGAUGUUUUGGAGAGGAGAUUUCCCGGCUGCAUGUCGUGCUAUACUAUCGUACGGACUCCACAAAAGCAUGGUGCACUGAAAUGCGACACAUGGCUUUAUUCCAUCCUUACAGAGAACCAUUUCCAGGAGAACAACGUCUAUCCAAAGAACUCAGUUACUGUCGCCUACUGGGUAAUUACGCCCAAUCAAAGUUGCUGAAAGACUGGCUUCGUCAAUGUGAGGAACAGCAUGAUGGAGACUGCAGUGAAUCAUGGCAUAGAGGUGUUGAAGAAGCUCAUUCUCUCAGGGUUAUAGAUGUGACAAAAUUUUGCGUUGUCGAGGCUCCUCCUCGAUGUAGAUACUUUGCAUUGAGCUAUGUAUGGGGAACUUCAUGGACAUUUCGUUGCACAACUGAAAUUGCUACCGGAUUGCACAAAGAAAACAGCCUUCGCGAUUUUGACAUCCCGAUAACCAUUCGGGAUGCCAUGAACUUAGUAUCACGAGCCGGGGAGAAAUAUCUCUGGGUAGAUGCUGUGUGUAUCAUUCAAGAUGAUGAGCUUGACAAGUUCGAACAAAUCAAACAGAUGGACCGUAUAUAUUCUAGAGCAACAGCGACGCUCAUAGCCGCUGGAGGUCAUGGCCUGAGCUCAGGAAUUCCCGGAAUGAGGAACGAAAGCCGAGUCAUCUAUCAAGGACCUGUCAAGAUCGAUAAGAAUCUUUAUUUGAAGAAACUUGUGGAACACAGCAAAGACGGGCAAACAGGACAUUCACUCUGGAACACAAGAGCGUGGACGUUUCAAGAGGAAGUGCUUUCCCGACGUACCAUUAUUUUCACCCGCGCUCAAACUUACUGGACUUGCGGGACAUCUAGUUGGAGUGAGGAGAUGAUCCCUAGUUCCAUCGUGGGCCCAGAGGCAUCCGAAAGGUUUCCAAGGGAAUUUUCGAUGGAAGCAUUCAGUCGAUAUGUGACCGAAUACAGCUCGCGGCACCUUACUCUCCAAGAAGACGCUCUGUUUGCUAUCUCAGCAGUGCUUCGGCGUAUAGGCUUCUUGAACAACGUGAGCUUUCACUGGGGCUUGCCACAUUUGCAUUUCGGUAAGGCGCUUUGUUGGCGAGGUACAAAAGUUCGUCGUGAAGCAGCCUGCCAAAUCGUUACAGAAAAAGAACGUAUGCGUUAUGUGCCAUUUCCCUCUUGGUCAUGGCUUGGCUGGGUUGGGCCCAUCACAUUCCUCUCACUUAGAUAUGGCAUGGAUGGGCAAUGGUCGAAGCAGGGAAUUUAUCCAGAGAUAUUAUUUUACAAGCUUGGUGUGGACGGGAGUACGCAAGAGAUUGUACAACAUCCGGAUAGCUUAGUAGCUUCUGAUGUCUCCCAUGAUAUCUUGGAUUCGCAUCCAGAGGAUGGCUUCGAUGCUUUGCGUCGUCAAUGGAGUGGUCCAAGGACUGUUGCAAGAAAGAUCAUAGUUCAGAGUAGUACUCGCAGCAAAUCACAACCACUCACAGAAACCAACCCGGAAAGCACGGCGAUGGACCCAUUCGAAGAUACAGGCCGUAUCGUUUUCUGGACAAGUCACGCACGUAUAACGCGCCGAGCCAUUGACGGUAACGCACAAGGAGAAGACUAUAUUCUUCGUGGCGAGGACGAGGAUGUCACAGGGUUCCCAGAAGGAACGGUCCUGGACGUCAUCGUCGUUUCACGGGAACGCAAGUCCCAAUAUCUGGACCUAUUGAUUAUAGAUUGGAGUGAGACCGAGGAGAAUGUCGCAAUGAGGGUGGGACACUGCAGGGUGUAUGAGGAAGACUGGGUGAAAGUCGAAAGGACUUGGAGAAUGGUGAUUCUGGAGUGA
Molecule: messenger RNA, 2370 nt
Organism: Glarea lozoyensis ATCC 20868
Lineage: Eukaryota; Fungi; Ascomycota; Leotiomycetes; Helotiales; Helotiaceae
Exons: 3
Coding region: 1-2370 (789 amino acids)
Source: RefSeq, a predicted model, not a curated record